Trypanosoma brucei brucei TREU927 is the source of this 1224-nucleotide messenger RNA. RefSeq lists its product as hypothetical. The record is from RefSeq and is a predicted model, not a curated record. NCBI's taxonomy places the organism in Eukaryota, Euglenozoa, Kinetoplastea, Trypanosomatida, Trypanosomatidae. The coding region runs from base 1 to 1224 and encodes 407 amino acids. The transcript has a single exon. Gene Ontology annotation, molecular function: protein binding.
AUGACGGGGGCGGACGAGAAGCCUCGUGAGGUAUCCGAAACAACUUCAGUCCGUUACAUUGAUGGAAGACGGGGUCGUGGCCUUAUAGCGGAGGUGGACUUCGAAGCUGACUCCACAAUUCUCUGCGUGCCUUACGACAUUGCGGUGCUCUAUAGCCCAUUUGUGCGCAACACAUGUUACCGCUGCUUCGUCAGCGUUCCCAAGGACAGCCGUACGUCGCAGGGUAGGGGUUCGUUGCAGCGUAAGCGGCCGCAGCAAAGACGCCCCACUUCGCAAUCCCAGCGUCUGCCGUUACGGCGCUCUUACCCUCAACAUGGGCGACAGACAAGCAAUGAAAGGAACAGGGAACGGGAGGAACAUCACUAUGAAUGUACUGAUUGUAAGCACCUUGUCUUGUGCGAAAACUGCGUUCGUGAGCUGGCGGAGGGGGUUCCUCGCGUGCCCGUUGGGGAUGAGCCUUCCAAACCGGCGACAUCACUCACAUGGCAGGAGCAGCUGGAGGUGAUGCAGCAACACCCGCUGCUGCAGGCCCACAAACAGGCGUGUGCAUGGUUCUGCUCUCUCCCUGAGUCCGAUCGUGAGGGCGAUACGGAUUACUUACGGUUUGCCUUGCAGUAUGGCUCGCGGGCGUUGUUGGGUGACACGGCGCUUUUGCUUUCUGUCGGUGAGCUUUGCACCAACGCAACGCAGCAGCCCCCAGCGGCUCGUCAAUUCUGUACCUCAUUUGCUCGCCGCGUGGCGGACACGUUUGCCCCACAAGGUUUUCGCGUCGAUGCGGAUCACCUUCGCGAUGUACUCUUCCGGACAAAGUGCAAUAGCAUCGGUUACCCCUUCAACGAGACGGAGACGCUUGGAUGGAUGAUGCAGGAGAAGUUAUGCAUGAUUAACCACAGCUGCGAUCCAAACGCUGCGAUUGUGCGACCGCGUCGGAUUGAGGCUUCCACAAGCAGCAGGAGUGCGGCGUGUUCCGUGGAGCUCCUGGCGCGGCGGCGGAUAAAGGCUGGGGAGGAAAUUACCAUCGCGUACAUCGACGUGGAUAGGUAUGAAGACACGCAAAUAAGGCGUCGGCACCUUUUGGAGAGCUAUUGGUUUCUUUGCAUGUGUAGCCGAUGUGAAGUUAGCGCCAACCCCACAGCGCCUACUCGAAGCCCCCCAGCUGUUCCACACAAGGGCAACCCCACGAAGACAAAGAAUAAGAAAAGGCGAAAUGGACGCCAGUGGUAA